Castor canadensis (American beaver) is the source of this 836-nucleotide messenger RNA. The record is from RefSeq and is a predicted model, not a curated record. NCBI's taxonomy places the organism in Eukaryota, Metazoa, Chordata, Mammalia, Rodentia, Castoridae.
CUUGGCGGGGUGUCAGGGAAAGGACUACGCUUCCCAUGAGGCUCCGCGCGUAGUGUUGACUACCCGACAGGCCCUGCGCGCCGCACGCGCCAGUUUUGGCCUCAGGGGCAGAGGGCCAGAGAAUGGAGAGCAGCGACAAGACGGCCGAGAAGCAGCGCAUCCACUUGCGCCCCGUCACUCUACGCGACGCAGCCCCUGCCACGCUACACCUCCUGCCUUGCGAGGUCUUGGUGAACCGGCCUGCUCCGGUGGAGCGUUUCUUCACGCCCGCCAUCCGCCAGAAUCCCGAUGGACUCCAGGUGUCGUUUCGGGGCCGCAGUCUACGGGGCGAGGAGGUGACCGUGCCGCCAGGCUUCGCGGGAUACGUGAUGUUGACGGAGGAGAAGGGAGAGGGUCUGAUGGGGAAGCAGGGCUUCCCUAGGGCAGAAGCGAGGAAGAGCGGCGAGGAAGAGCGGGAGCCGGCGGAAAGCCCGGAGGCGCUGGAGCGCGACUUUGAUCGCUUUAUCGGAGCCACCGGCAGCUUCAACCGCUUCACCCUGUGGGGCCUGGAGAGCGUCCCUGGCCCGGACGCCAAAGUGCACGGGGCCCUCGCUUGGCCCCGCCUCGCUGCAGCGGUGAGUACAAACACCCGGGCCUCGUCCGUUCCCCCUCCCCGAAUCCCGCCCCUCGUGGAUUUGGGGCGUUCGCGCUGGGAGCAUCGUGGGCCUGGCUGACUCUGGAAGGUCAGACUGGGUGGUUGGGAAGCGUGACUUCCCCACCCGUCUCCCUGGCCUUUUACGCGUAUCAUUCUGAGCAGCCUCGUCCCUCCCUGGGUAUGUAUGUAGGCCACUGUAUCU